AUGGCCGUGGCCUCUGACUCAUCUGGCAGUUUAACUGACUCCAGUCUCCUCCUAAACACAGCAAAAACGCUUCAUGAGGUUGCGAAACUCCUCAGAAGCGAUGGAGUCUCCCGAGAGUCAAAGAAAUUCUACACCAAUUUCAUGGCGCAUUGUGUUUUGAUUCGACAUCAUGUUAAUCGAGUCAAAUCCUCGAUUCCAGAAGACUACCGGCUUCUCGUAGGUAUCCUGAAUCGAUUCGAAGCGAUUGUUACAUCCUCUAUUCUUGAUACGCGACCUUUGUCCCCUGCAAAUAUUUAUCCUCGAUUGCGAGCGUUGAACCAAGCAUGGAAUAAGGUGCGAUACGAUAGCGAUGAUAACAAAAGGCUAUUUAUACAAAAAUCUGUCGACUUUGUAUGCGACACAGAUCAGCCUGAUAAGCUGAAUGAAUUCUUGGAGGGUUGGGAGGAUGAGAUUACAGAACAAUAUCCAGAUGAUCCUUCCCUAUGGGCUGAUGACCAUGUACCGCAAAGGAAGAGCAGAGGGCAACCCUCCUACGCUGUUUGGAAUGCCUCCCAAUCCUUAUUUCGAGCUCUGUUGGAAUCAAAGGAAUGUGAAUGUGAUCCGAUGCAUGAAGUCGGCGUGAGGCUUUUCCUGAGCACGUUCCGGAAACUACCUAGCAAUGAGAGGGAUCCUGCUGAUUCUGACUACGACUUUGAAAUUUUUCUUUCCGUACAAAAAGAAUGGCACGAGGCAAAUGUCCAUGUUGCAAAAACCGGUACAGCGAUUAGGUUCACCAAGGAGGACCCUAGCAAGAAGAAGCUUCCUGCAAUGAAAGUGAAAAAUUUAUGCGAACCUAUCAAGAAGAGAAAACAAUUUGAUCGUAUCAAAUUGAGAGUCGAUGAUGAUGGGAUAUUAUGGAAGUUGCGUUCUGAAAAAUGCUGUUUUGCUAUUGAUGAAAGCAAACCGCCCGUAUCGCUACAGCAGUUUAUCCAGGAUCAAUACCGAUCUCUCACGGACAAGACCAAGCGUAUUCUUGCAGUUGUGCUAGGAUAUACCGUUCUGUACCUUCAUGAGACUCCCUGGCUGCCGUCGACUUGGGGGCCAUCGAGCAUAUUAUUCUUUCACACGACAUCAUCGUCUAUUCCAUUGAAACCAUUCAUUCAAACCAAGCUUGCCCACGAUCAUACCAAAACCUCAGAAGCCGAAGACAUAGACCCGGACGAUUUUGAUCCAGAUGAUUUGGAUCCAGACGACAUCAUGAUGCACCAGUGCCCUCAUCUAGUCACUUUAGGGAUCGUGUUGAUGGAAUUGUAUUUAGCAACAACAUUCGAAGAGCUCGCAGAAAAAUACAACAUCCCUCUGAACGAGCGCACAAGGUCUAUUGAUGCCGAGCUGGUGUUUUCAAAAUGCAAGAGCGAGAUACCAGAAAACUCACAAUUUCACUGCGCAGUUGAGAAGUGUCUAGACCCAAAAGUCUGGGAAGAUGAGAAUGGGGCGAGAUUGGAUGAUCAGACGUUGAAAAUUACGAUAUAUCAAGAGGUCAUACGACCAUUGGAAGAUGAGCUGAAUCAUGCGUUCAGUUAUAUCCCCAUCGAAGAUCUAGACCGUAUUGCACAGAGUCUAGAUCUUGGAAGCUGGGGUCAAAUUGCCCAGCAAGUCAAUGCCCGGCCAGUAGUUGCUGCACCCAAAUCGCCGAACGAGUCGAUUUACAGCGUAAAACAACAGCAACAAUUAUUUCUUCCAGGGCAGUGGCACGUAGGCACACCACUAGUUGUGCCGAUAUUUCAGCAGUCAGUCCCUAACCAGAUUACCCUAUAUCACGAAGAGAAGUCGGGUCAAUUAGAUUACAAGAGAAUGCGAUUUUUUGAUGAUGAGACUGUUUCCGAGGAGCAUUCAGCCGAAGCACGCACCAACUACAGCAACUGGCGCCAUCGCUUCAAAGAAGUGUAUGAACAAUAUACAAUCGAACCACCGGAAAUCCCAGUCAAAAUCGCCAUCCUCGAUACGGGUAUUGAUCAAACACAUCCAGACAUUGAUGCCUGCACUGAGCAAAUCAAGGGACAGUAUAACUGGACCAAUGAGAAAUUCCCCAAACAUGUCGAUGAUCACAACGGACACGGUACUUUUACCGCGGGGUUAUUGUUGGAGUAUCUGCCCGAUGCAGAGUUGUAUAUAGCCAAGAUAUCGGAUGGGAAUCCAUGCAGUCCUGAAAAUAUUGCAAAGGCAAUUGACUACGCCAUCGACGAAUGGAACGUCGACAUAAUAUCCAUGUCCUUCGGCUUCCCAACCCGCGAAAUCAAGGACUACGACAAACUCGAGGGCGCCAUUCACAAAGCAUAUUCCAACCAUACCCUUCUAUUUGCCGCAGCUUCAAACAGCGGCGCAAACCUCGACCGGGCCUAUCCAGCCCGCGACGAGAAUGUCAUUUGUAUCCAUUCUACUGACGCAAACGGGAAUCGAUCCAAAUUCAGUCCGACGGCGUUGGCUGAUGCACUCAACCUGGCCACAGUCGGAGAAGCAGUCGAAUCUUCAUGGCCCCUGAGACUGUGCGAGGGUAAUAACUCACUCGGCACAAAAUAUAAAUCGGGUACAUCAUUCGCGACACCGAUAGCAGUCUCCAUCGCAGCUUUUCUGCUGCAGUACGUCAGGACAUAUGUCCCCGACUACGCUCACAUGCUGAAACGGCAAUCGCGCAUGAAAGCAGUCCUGAACAAAAUCUCUGGGAAGACGCAAGAAUCAAGAUCGAGGGAUGAUUAUCAUUAUGUGGCAAUCAGUCGGUAUUCGGAUAACUUGUUUGGAAAGGAGCGGGAGUUUAUAAAUUAUACCCUUCGUGAUUUAUUGAGUCAGUAG
Talaromyces marneffei is the source of this 2829-nucleotide messenger RNA. RefSeq lists its product as uncharacterized. The coding region runs from base 1 to 2829 and encodes 942 amino acids. The transcript is spliced from 3 exons. Lineage: Eukaryota; Fungi; Ascomycota; Eurotiomycetes; Eurotiales; Trichocomaceae. Gene Ontology annotation, molecular function: serine-type endopeptidase activity. Gene Ontology annotation, biological process: proteolysis. The record is from RefSeq and is a predicted model, not a curated record.